Molecule: messenger RNA, 9067 nt
Organism: Ahaetulla prasina
Lineage: Eukaryota; Metazoa; Chordata; Lepidosauria; Squamata; Colubridae
Gene: KMT5B
Product: lysine methyltransferase 5B
Exons: 7
Coding region: 5811-7895 (694 amino acids)
Cellular component (GO): nucleus
Molecular function (GO): histone H4K20 methyltransferase activity; protein binding
Source: RefSeq, a predicted model, not a curated record
UUAUUAUUGAGCAAACAUAAAGCCUUAUUUGUUUUAGUUAAAUCUAUGUGGAUCUGACAAAUUUAAAGUGCAAAAAAAAAAAAAAACCAGAGCACUGGGAAUUAGGUAUUUAAUUAAGGAAAAUUUGACUGCUUUAAUUCAGAUUUAUUUUUUGUGUUCAUUAAGAUGUUCUUCAUAAGCCCUCAAGCUGUAUUUGUGAAAGGCAACCUGCAUCAAAUAUUUCAAGAUACUAGAUUUGUUUCCUUCUUCCUAUUUUCUGGACUAUCCUGGCAACCAAGUAAUCUUCAUUGGGUUUUCCUGAAGUUAUUUGUUUUGCUUUUUAAGGAUUUUUUUAUUACUCCAUUUUAUGUGUGUUACAAUGCCCCAAAAAAUGAGAUUGGAUACUAUAUAGACCAGUACAUAAUAGUUAAUGAAUGAAUUACAAUAACAUGAAAGUAUUUUAAUUAGCAUUGUGUAAUGGCUGCUUUAUUUUAUUAUAUAAGUAGGCAAAUUAUUUAAAACAACUAAUACAGAGAAGAUGAUAGAUUUACCAGUUGUGUUUUUGAAAGAAUCCUGUCUUAUUAGAAGUCACAUUCUUUUAAGUUUUCUUCUAUUCCUAGUAUUACUACUAUUCCUUAGACUCCAUAUUUUAUUAUUUAUUUAUUAUUUAUUUAUUUUAUUAGAUUUUUAUACCGCCCUUCUCCCGAAGGACUCAGGGCGGUGUACAGCCAAAUUAUAAAACCACACAAUAUACAAAUUAAAACAGAAACUUAAAACCAAGCAUAUUACAUAAAUGGCCGAAAAUUAAAACAAUCAAUUUAAAACCCUAAAAUUCAUAAAUAGCCCCAAUUAAAAUUUAGUAAACUUUUAAGCCAGUCCCGCUUGAAUAAAUAAAUGCGUUUUCAGCUCACGGCGAAAGGUCCGAAGGUCAGGCAAUUGGCGUAAACCAGGGGGAAGUUCGUUCCAAAGAGUAGGAGCUCCGACAGAGAAGGCCCUUCCCCUGGGGGCCGCCAGCCGACAUUGCUUGGUGGACGGCACCCUGAGAAGACCCUCUCUGUGUGAGCGUACGGGUCGGUGGGAGGCAUAAGGUAACAGCAGCCGGUCCCGUAAGUACCCGGGCCCUAAGCCAUGGAGUGCUUUAAAGGUGGUAACCAAGAUCUUAAAGCGCAUCCGAAAGACCACAGGAAGCCAGUGCAGACUGCGCAGGAGUGGUGUUACAUGGGAGCAACGUGUGGCUCCCUCUAUUACCCGCGCAGCUGCAUUCUGAACUAGCUGAAGCCCCCGGGUGCACUUCAAGGGCAGCCCCAUGUAGAGAGCAUUGCAAUAAUCCAAACGAGAAGUGACAAGAGCGUGAGUGACCAUGCAUAAGGCAUCCCGGUCAAGGAAGGGGCGCAACUGGCGGACCAAGCGUACUUGGUAAAAAGCCCUCCUGGAGACGGCCGCCAAAUGAUCUUCAAACGACAGCCGUCCAUCCAGGAGGACACCCAAGUUGCGCACCCUUUCCAUUGGGGCCAAUGACUCGCCCCCAACAGUCAGCUGUGGUUGCAGCUUACUGUACCGGGGUGCCGGCAUCUACAGCCACUCCAUCUUGGAGGGAUUGAGCUUGAGUCUGUUGAGUCUGUUUCUCCCCAUCCAGACCCGUACGGCUUCCAAGCAUCGGGACAGCACUUCGACAGCUUCGUUGGGGUGGCCCGGGGUGGAAAAGUACAGCUGCGUGUCAUCAGCGUACAGAUGGUAACUCACCCCAAAGCCACUGAUGACCUCACCCAGCGGUUUCAUAUAGAUGUUGAACAGGAGAGGCACCCCACAAGUAAGGCGCCUCGCGGUUGAUCUCUGCCCCCCUGUCAACACCGUCUGCGACCGGUCAGAGAGAUAGGAGGAGAACCACCGAUAAACGGUGCCUCCCACUCCCAAACUCUCCAACCAGUGCAGCAAGAUACCAUGGUCGAUGGUAUCAAAAGCCACUGAGAGAUCUAAUAGGACCAGGGCAGAGGAACAACCCCUAUCCCUGGCCCUCCAGAGGUCGUUCACCAGAGGUCAUCCACCAUAAUAGAGCUUUUACAUACAAGAUACAAGAAACAUACUUUACAUACAAGAAAUAUAAUUAAGCCUCUCUCAUUUUUAAACAGGUCAUUAAACCUAGAUUACACAAGACAAUAUGUAUCAAUUCUAUUACAUCAAUAAAAAAACCAACUGACAAAUAGAAGGAAACAUGUAUUUGUAAUCCCAAAUUGUAAAUCUGAGUAACUGUCUUUCCAACAUUGAACAAUGUUCUUCUUCGCUAUCCUCAAUGCUUGCUAAAUCUAUAGUUCUUUACAUAGCAGUAUUCUACAGGUUUGGUAUAUAACUUAAUAUAUUUAAUAUACUGGGAUGUAUGAGGAAGGCAAUAUGGGAUUCAGGAUUAUUCAGUUGUUUAUUGGGCCUUCUCAGUUUGAACUGAUACAAGCUCUACUGCCUACUUUUUUGGUACAGGUGGUCCUCAGUUCACAGCCAUUCAUUUAGCUAAGGAUCAAGGAUAUCAGAGUUCAAAGUUUCACCAGCACUGAGGAAAGUGACUUACAACUGGUCCUCACACUAUGAUUGUUCCAGCAUAAUCACGCGAACGAAUUUGGCUUCUUGUCAGCCGGCAUAUAUUUACAAAGUAUACAUGACUUUCUCCACCAGCUUUUGAAAGCAAAGUCAGUGGGAAAAGCCAAAUUCACUUAAUAGUGAUUCACUUAACAAUUGUGUGAUUCACUUAACAGAUAUGGCAAAAGUCAUAAAAUCGAGCACAACUCACUUAACAACUGCCUUGCUUAGAAAUGAAAAUUCUUGUCUCAUUUGACAUGUCGAGCACUAUCCAUGUCUUAUUAAAAUGACAUUUUGAUAUUCUUAUACUUCGAUUACCAACAAAUUUUAGAGGUUAUCUGAAGCUGAAAAUUAAAAAAGAUUGUCAUAACAGAUACGUUUAAGUGUCAUGAUACUUGGCCUGAAGUAAUUAACAGAUGUGCUUUUCCCAGGCUAUGAUCUGUUCUCUAAUCAGUUGAAAAUGAUCUAAAUCCUAUUCUCCAUCCAUGAGAGUUCAGAAUUGUUCAGUCAACACUCUCUCAACCACUUGUGCCAACAGUGCAAAUUUGACAACUAUAGCUAUCAGAACAAGCGUAUCUAAUGAUACUUCAUUAAAGAGCAUACAGAGCACUGCCUUCUUCAAAUUAGGUAUCGCCUCCCAUCCAUGGGAAGAGUAUUGGUUGUGGUGAUGUUGAUAAUUGACUAGAUCUCCCUCAACUGAUCCAGUCAGUAUCAACCAAGAGGAAAACUAUAUCAAAAGAACAUGCGGUGGUCUGAAUUUGUCUUAAUACUGGUAUCUCCUUCUCAAGGAACACAAAAUGAAGUUGAUUGAACAAUACAGGACAAGCAAAUUGCUAGCCUCCCCCAUUUGGCUUUUUCUGAAUUUCUGAUUUGGCAACAGGAGUUCUUGCUUCAGCACUGAUGUAACUUUGCUAAAAUGACAAACAGGCACUUAGCCCAACUUUCUGGCCUAAAUUGCAGGUAAUCCUCAAUUAACUAUGGCAAUUGGGAUUGGAAUUUCCAUCACUAAGCAACAUGGUUGUAAGGCCUGAUAUCACAUGAUUGCGUAGCAACAGCAACGCUGGCACUCCUGAUUAUCAUCACCAGAACUUCAUUUCAUCAUCGUUUUCUUUCCCAUUGACUUCACUUACUGGAAAGUUGCAAAUAGUGUUCAUCUGACUGUAGAAUGCCACAACAUAAUUGAGAGGUGGGCCCAAACCCCCAGAUCUCAGUUGCGACCAUGGGUAUGUUGUGACAGCUGAAACUUCAAGGACCAGUCGUAAGUAGCACUUGUUCAACAUUAUCAUAAGUUCAAACAGUCACUGAAUGAGCAGCCAUUAAGCAAGCACCACCUGUAUGACCAUUCAUUCACCAUCUCCUUCUACAGAUAAUUGAAAAGCAAAGCAAAAUAUGCCUUAGUCCUGCAUUGCUGAGUAAUAUUUGUACAAUAGCUUCAAAUAAUUGUUUAAUGUUAUAUUUAUUGUUUUACUGUUUUAAUCUUUUAUAUUGUUUUAUCAUGUAAGCUACCUGAAUCAUGUGACAGCAAAAUGGGCAACAUACAAAUUUAAUAAAUAAAUGAGCGAAGCCAUAUUUACAGAGGCCAAUGCAAAAAAAAAAAAAAGGAUAAUUAGCCCACACCAUCGCAAGAAAAAUACAGGUUUCUUAAUUAAAAUUAUAUCAAAAUAUUCUCUGUGUUGUUCAUUAAAUUGUGUAAUAAGAAUAUAAUUUCAGCAUUCAGAAUCUAGAAAAAAUGAUACUGUUGCUAAAAGAUCAAAAUUAUAUUGUUUUACCUCAUUAAUACAGAUAGUCCUUGACAUAGUCAUUUCUUCUGAAAUUAUAGUGGCAAUUGGUCCUCGUACUUAACCAUUGGAAUGAUUCCCAUGGUCACAUGGACAAAUUUGGGUGCUUGAGAAAGUCAUGUAUUGAUGUAUUGAUGAUAGUUACAGUAUAUUGGGAACAUAUGAUCACAAUUUGUGACCUUCCCUGCCAGCUUCCAAAAAGCAUAACCAAGGAGGAAACCCACAUUCACUUAACAACCACACAAGUCACUUAACAACUUCAGUGAUUCACUUAACCAUGGCAAAAAACUGUAAAACUGGGUGUGACUUAUUUAACAACCAUCUUGCUUAGAAAUGGAAAUUCUAGUCGCAAUUGUGAUAGUAAACCAAGAAUCACCUCUAUAUCAGAUUUUCUCUGAAAGCUUGUAUCCUACCUAUUCCUAUGAAAAAGAGCUCAUGAAGCAAAGAAAAUAAAGUUAAUAAGCAGUGCAUAAGAAUAUUGAAAAGAACUAAAAAUAUCCAAAUUAAAGUUUUGACUAAAUUCCUUAGACAUUUUUAACAUACCACCUAACUGUAAAAUUCAGAGUUCAACACAUCUUGCUACAGCAUUGCAUAAAGUGAGUGCAAUAUAGAAGACCGAGUCUUGGGAUUAACUGCAUUAAUGAAAUCAGGAGAUAAAUAAUUCUCACAUAACUGGAACAUGUAAAUAGGAACAUAUGGGAGAAAACGAUGCUCAACGUAUCAAAAGAGAGGAAUCUGUCAUUUGAGGAAAAUCUUCAUUAUUUAUUGCAUGUAAUUGGCUGUAGGAAGGAUCUUGGAGACAGGAGCCUCAGCCUACCAACCGUCAUGCAAAAGGUACCUCCACCCAUAGAAGGAAAACAAGCGUCUUGGAAGAAACCCUCUCUAGUUUUGUGGAAAGUAAAAGUAAAGGAGGGGAGAAGUGCUUUCAGGCUUGUAAGAAACUGUUACAUUAAAUGCAGUGUUAGUAAUUCAUGGAUUGUGCUUCUUGUUUGAACUACCUUGAAGGUUAACACUACCUAUGUAAAACAAACCUUAUAUGUGUUUUUUAAAAGCUUUAUUUGAUUAGUAUUUCUCUCAUGCAAAUGAAAUAGCAGAUACGUCAUCACUGAGAUAACAAAAACUGUUCUGUAUUUCAGAUGUGACUUACCUCAUGUUUUUUACAGGGCUAUUGAUAUUUCCUUGUCAUUAUUAAAAGUUUCUCCUACUCCAGUAACUAUAAUUAUUCCUCUUUUAAUCAUUUGUGUAAAACCUAUUGCAACAAUAUUCAUUUCUACUUUUGGUCCUAUUGUAAUUUAGUUUCUCUGAAUAUAUAAAGUGCAACCUGAUUGAAGUUCUAUCUUGGGUUUUUUUCCUUUUUUUGCCUGAGGUUUCGACCAAUCAAAGGAAGACAAGAGGAACUGAAGGAGGUGAUUGAGCGUUUUAAAAAAGAUGAGCACUUGGAAAAAGCCUUCAAGUCCUUGACGUCAGGUAUUUAUUUAUUUACGAAUGUUUGCAACUGACAGUGGAUUUGAAAUAUUGCCAUGCAAUCGAUAUUCAUCAGAGCAAAAUGGAGCCAAAAUAGUUGCAACAAAAGAGUGGAAACGAAAUGACAAGAUAGAGUUAUUAGUAGGUUGUAUUGCCGAACUCUCUGAACUAGAAGAGAAUAUGCUGCUCAGACAUGGAGAAAAUGAUUUCAGUGUCAUGUAUUCAACACGGAAAAACUGUGCUCAGUUGUGGCUUGGUCCAGCUGCUUUCAUUAAUCAUGAUUGCAGACCCAACUGUAAGUUUGUUUCAACUGGCCGGGAUACAGCAUGCGUGAAAGCUUUGCGAGAUAUUGAACCUGGGGAGGAAAUUUCUUGCUAUUAUGGAGACGGCUUUUUUGGAGAAAACAAUGAAUUUUGUGAAUGCUACACAUGUGAAAGACGUGGAACUGGUGCUUUUAAAUCAAGAGUGGGACUGCCUGCACCUACUCCUGUGAUCAAUAGCAAAUAUGGACUCAGAGAAACAGAUAAACGUUUAAACAGGCUUAAAAAGUUGGGUGAUAGCAGUAAAAAUUCUGACAGUCAAUCUGUCAGCUCUAACACUGAUGCAGAUACCACUCAGGAAAAAGCUAAUGCAACUACCCGCAAAUCUUCAAUUGGUGUAAAAAAGAACAGCAAGAACAGGACAUUAAGAAGGCAGUCUAUUUCAAGAAUUCCAACUUCAUCAAAUUCUACCUCAUCCAGACUAACUCAUUUAAAUAAUUCCAGGGUACCAAAGAGACUGAAAAAGCCUGCAAAGCCUUUACUUUCAAAGAUAAAGUUGCGAAAUCAGUGCAAAAGGCCAGAACACAAAAAUGCAUCUAGGAAACUCGAAAUGGGAAAUUUGGUUCUUAAAGAACCCAAAAUAGUUCUGUAUAAAAAUUUGCCCAUUAAGAAGGAAAAAGAAACAGAGGGACCAGUGAAAGUUGCAGUGUCUAGUGGCUGCUUAACAAGGCAUGCAGCACGAGAAUAUAAAUUAAAUCCAGUGAAAGGUGCUCAUGAACCUGGGGAAAUAUCACCCUGUACAUACAUAACACGGAGGUCAAUGAGAACACGAACGAAUCUGAAAGAGACCUCUGACUUAAAGCUUGAACCAAAUAUGCUAAACAGCUAUAAAGACAGUUUGACAGGCAUGCGAGCCAAUAGCUUGGACCAGCAGUCUCAUGUGAUUCUGGAGAGUGAGCAAUCUCUUAUGGCAACACAGAAGGCGGAGGGGAGAUGUCAGAAGAGUGAAAGAGUUGUGGCCAAAAAGAAAUCUCGACAAGGGAGACUGGUGAAGCCAUUAGCAAAAAUGGAGGAAACGGAUUGUGCGCAUACUUUGACUGGCAAAGAUGAAUUGCCAGAUUUGAUCAGUUCACGUUCUGACCUAGGAGAGAUAAACAGUGUAAUGGAUACAGCCAUCGGGUAUCAAGACUGUAUUCCUGCAUCCGGUGGUUGUUCCAUUGUAACUUCUGACACUUUCAAAGUCAAAGAGCGCUUUAGAACUGCAAAAAGUAAAAAGAAAAGGCGAAUCACAAGGUAUGAUGCACAACUCAUUCUUGAAAACAGCUCUGGGAUUCCCAAACUUACUCUGCGAAGGCGGCAUGAUAGCAACAGCAAGACUAAUGAGGAAGAAAAUGAUGGAAUGAAUUCUUCAAAAAUAAGCAUCAAAUUAAGUAAAGACCAUGAGAAAGAUAAUAAUUUAUAUGUAGCAAAGCUUAAUAAUGGGUUUAACUCAGGAUCAAGUAGUAGUUCAACAAAAUUAAAAAUACAGCUAAAACGAGAAGAAGAAAAUAGGGGAACAUACUCGGAUGACCUUCAUGAGAAUGGAGUGUGUUGCAGUGAUCCUCUUUCACUACUAGAGUCACGGAUGGAAGUGAACGAUUAUAGUCAAUAUGAAGAAGAAACUAUUGAUGAUUCUUCAUCUGCAGAAGAGGAGGAGGAGGAGGAUGAAUAUGAGGAUGAUUUUGAGGAUGAUUUUAUUCCUUUGCCUCCAGCUAAGCGUUUAAGGCUUAUAGUUGGAAAGGAUUCAAUAGACAUUGACAUUUCUUCCAGGAGAAGAGAAGAUCAGUCUUUAAGGCUCAAUGCAUAAGCUUACAGGUCUUAAACUGAAGAUGUCCAUUUUUUAAAAAAAACAAAAUUCCAGACAAUUAUUCUUCAACUGAUGAACUUUCUCAAAAUGUUAGUGGAAGCACUUCUUUAUUGUUUGUUCACUUAUAUCAACAUAAUAUUGUAGAAAGUGUACAGCAUAUUGACUCCUUAAGUCAAGUUGUGCAGAUUUUUAUUGUACUUUUUAAUAGCCUUCUUAUGUGCAAUUCUGAGUUAGAGAAAAAUGCUCUAUUGUAAAAUAAAGGCUCAAGCGUAAUUACAGAAAUGCCAUCAGAUUUUUCCAUGAAGGAUAAUUAAAUCACAAUAAUGUGGCUAAACAAUUUUUAAUCUGUCAAGAGCAUUAUUUUGCUCUUACAUCUGACUAAAUAAUCUAAAAGAAAUCAUAGUAGCGGCCUAUUAAGGUUUCCUAGUAUGUUAAUAUCACCAGCAAUGAAAUACAGCUUUUCCGUUUUAUUGCUAGAUGUUUCCCCCUCUGAAGUUUGUCAGUUUUAACACUGUAUGCUGUCCCCAGACGUACUGUUUGUGGCCUUUGUUAUAGUAGCAAACCGUUGGUUUGAAGUCAAAUUGAUUUCUUAAAAAAAGGUGUUGACAGUUUGCUGACUUUUAGUACAUUAUAUGUACAAGAGUAGCAGUAUGCAGAAUACAAGUUUGGAUGGUGUAUUUAUUUCUUGUUAUGUAAAUUAAAACACCUUGUAUUUAACACUUUUUCAAUACUUUUAGAUAAAAUUGUUCUUUGCAAGAAUGAUUGGUGCUUAUUUUUUCAAGAACUUGCUGUGAAACAAUGUGAUUACAACAGGCAACAUUUAUCCAAUUAAUUGCAGCCAUUCUAAUUGGAUCCUCAUAGUUUUCUGUUGCACUUGUAAAAAAAAUGCUACGAGGAAUUUAAAGAAACCUAUUCACUUUAACUUAUGAUAGUUUUAUGAAAUUUAAAAGAAAAGCCUAAGUCACAGCUUUUGUUCUGUGGUAAUCUAUAAAAUGUUUGUCUUUUGAGAUCCCGUGUAAAAAGACUGAAAAAGAAAAUGUAUAUGUUGUAAAUAUUUGUGUGUUGUGCAAAAUUUUGUCAUAAAAAUUGAUAACUUACCAGAAGGGUUUUUAAGUUUAGAAAUACAUUAAUGCCAAUAAAUAGGAAAUUAUAAACAUAGUUUUAAGCUCUGA